Molecule: messenger RNA, 3233 nt
Organism: Drosophila elegans
Lineage: Eukaryota; Metazoa; Arthropoda; Insecta; Diptera; Drosophilidae
Gene: drd
Product: nose resistant to fluoxetine protein 6
Exons: 9
Coding region: 285-2771 (828 amino acids)
Molecular function (GO): acyltransferase activity, transferring groups other than amino-acyl groups
Source: RefSeq, a predicted model, not a curated record
CGGUCGCCUAAUUUAAUUCGCUAACGAACGAUCUUCGAUCUUCGCCGGAGUUACACAUCUUUCGAUACAUUUAAAUAUUUAAAUAUAAAUAUAAAUAUAAAUAUAAAUAUAUAUAUAUAUAUAUAUAUAUAUUGCACAGAUAUAUUCAUAUUUUUUUCUGGUUCCCCUUGUUCUUUGUUGAGUGUGUGUUGGUUGUUGGUGAUUAUGUGCCAGACAAUUGCUAUUAAGUACUGAGAGAAAAGUAAUUUGAAAGGCAAUCUCAAGAAAGGAUCCUGGUAGCAAGGAUGUCGCUGGCAAUUUUAGCCCUGAUUUUGGCAGCACUUUUAUCCUGUAAUGGGGUGGUGGUCCAGCCCACCUGCAAUCUCAAGGACAACUGCAACUUGGGCGACAAUCUCCUGGCCGGAGCAAGUUCCGCCUCCGAAUCCGGAGAUGUGUCCGCCGACAAGCUGGAGAGCAAAAUAGCCUCAAUUUUCGAGGAUAAGGUCAAUUAUAGUCUGAAGCUUUUUGCCGAUGAUGCGACCACCACGAUCCUCGAAUACCAGACGGCCAAUCUCAGUCAGCUGCAUGCCGCUCCGCCUGGAAAUUACACACUCCAUCAAAUGGAACACCUCUCCACCACCACAAUGGACGAUGACGAGGCUCAGGAGGUGGAGGAGGAUGAAAGGGUUUAUUUGUACAACAUUGGCAGGCGUUUUUUGGCGAUUACGCAACCAUUCGAUUCCGCCAGAAAUCCGGAUGCCUCGUCGUUGUGUCGUCGCCAGAUGCAUCAGUUUCUGAACGCCUUGGACAACUUCGAUCUGUGGGCACUGAAGAUGCACGAUGCCAGUGGCAAAAUAAACUCGGGCAUUUUGAAUGGCAACAUCAAUCAACCCGGCGAUUUUGAUCAAUGCCUGGGAAUUCAGCAGCGGAUGAAGGAUCAGGAUGCGGACAAGGAUCAGGGAGAGGACUCCAUUAUCCGUGGCCAGUAUUGCUUGGCCUAUGCUCAGCCAGUUCUGCCCCAUAAUUCGAAGCGAUUGCAGAGCUUCUUCAAGCUGAUCCAAUCACAUGGGCCUUUCAAAAGCGAGUUCAAUGACCCCGGCCAUCGAGUGCCCCGGUACUCGUUGAUCAACUGGGGUCUCUGCGUGCCCUCCGGCUGCUCCGCCCGCGAUGUGGAGUUCAGUGUGGCCGAGUUCCUGGCCAACCAGACCGCCUCCACCGGCAUCACUUUCAAUGUGCGCGUGGAGCCCCAGAUGUGCCAGGUGCGGGAUCUGCGACCCUGGGACCGCAACACCACCUGGGCAGUCCGCUUCUUCGUCCUCGUCCUCGCCGUGGCCAUCCUGUCCAGCAUCUACGAUCGAUCCACCAAGUCGCAGCCCAAGCAGAAUGCCUGGCUCACGGCAUUUUCGUUGGACAAGAACCUGCGCUGGCUGUUCAGCACGAGCAGUGCUCCGGGUGACAUUGAGGCGGUCCAUGGCAUCCGUUUUCUAAAUGCCAUCAUGUUGAUCUUUUCGCACAAGUCCAUGGCCAUGUUCUUCAAUCCGUACAACAACCGCACGGCCAUGUCGGAAAGUCUGGGUCAGCCGUGGACGGUGAUUGGACGAGCUGCAUCCCUGUACACGGAUCCCUUCCUGCUUUUCAGUGGCAUGCUCACGGCGUACUCCUUGUUCGGUCGUCUAAUGAAGCAGCAGCCCAUCAGGCUGAAGAACGAGUACAUAAGUCGGCUGAUGAGGAUUGUUCCGCCCCUGGCCGCCCUGAUCCUGUUCUGCACUUAUGUGUUGCCCCUGUGGGGCAGUGGACCCCAGUGGAACCUGGUGGUGGGCCAUCAUGCGGACAUCUGCAAGAAGAACUGGUGGCGCAAUCUGCUCUUCAUCCACAACUAUUUCGGUUUCAGCGAGAUGUGCUUGACGCACACGCACCAUUUGGGCAUCGAUACGGAGCUCUUUGCGGUGGCUCCGCUCCUCAUCCUGGGACUUUGGCGGUGGCCCAAAAGGGGUCUCUUCACCCUGCUGCUCCUCUGCACCGUAGGAACUGCGGCGAGGUACUACACAACGAUUGUCAACCAGUUGUCCAACUACAUCUACUUUGGCACCAAUAUCCAGCGUCUGUUCCGCACCGCCGACUACAUGUACUCGUUCCCGCCCCACCGCUCCACGGUGUACAUCAUGGGCAUCCUGCUGGGCUAUGUGCUGCGCAAAUACCAGAACGCCAAGCUGAGUGGCCUGCAGCUGCGACUCGGAUGGCUGGUGGCCACCGCCUGUGUUUUGGCCUCGCUUUUGGGACCCGCGCCCAUGGGCGACAUCAACUACGUGUACAAUUCCACACAUGCGGCUAUUUAUGCCGCCUUUGCGCCGAUCGCCUGGUGCCUGUUCUUCUCCUGGAUCGUCUUUGUCUCGCACAAUGGAUACACAAAUAAACUGACGAAGCUGUUUGCCUGGCGGGGAUUCCAGGUGUCCACGAAGCUAUCGUAUGCCAUUUACCUGACGCAGUUCCCCGUGUUCUUCUUUAAUGUCGGCCGAAGGCGUCACGUACAUCACUACUACAACUUUGUUUCGAUUAUUCUCGAUACCAACGAAUUCAUAUCGAUCUUCCUGGCCUCCGUGGCCCUGACGGUGCUCUUCGAUGCGCCCUUCCAGAAUCUGAAGAAGUUGCUCAUCAAAAGACCAUCUUCUGCAAAGGUGGCGAACAAAGAUAGUGCAGAUCCGAGUAGGGAUAAGCAGGAUGCGGCGACGACACCAGACUCAAAGCCCAGCAGCACUGCCCUCCUCCAACCACAGCAUCCACACUCCGAUUAGUCUGGACAACAAACAGUCGUCUUUCUUAGCUAUAUAACUUGUAAAAAUGUCUUAGCAUUUAGUGGCAAUAUGUUUAGUAACCCCAGCGAAAUUCCCACAACCCCCAAAUCCCAAUAUCCCAAAUCCGUCCCGAUCAACACCGCCCUUAGUUUUAGUGGAACGCUUUAUACAUUGUAAAUUGUAAUGUUAGUCAAAUGGAGCGACAAAUGAGAACCGAUUCGUAGUCAUAAACCAAUCAAUCACUGCUUGAUGUACGAUAUUAUCUUGCUUGCUAAACCGGGUUUCCAGAGGAAGUCACUGGAGUUCCCUCCCCCCAUUAAGGAGCUACUAUUCUAAGGGGUACCAGCUGAGACUCUCGGAGCCCAAGUUUCUUAGAAUACUUACGUUACCUUAAGCGAGGUCGAAUGUCAGUUUUUUUUUAAUCGUAAUUUAAUAAUACGAAAUAUAUCUAUGUUACAAAAA